Molecule: messenger RNA, 648 nt
Organism: Oncorhynchus masou masou (cherry salmon)
Lineage: Eukaryota; Metazoa; Chordata; Actinopteri; Salmoniformes; Salmonidae
Exons: 5
Coding region: 1-648 (215 amino acids)
Biological process (GO): response to bacterium
Source: RefSeq, a predicted model, not a curated record
AUGCUGAGGACUGUAGAGCAACAGCCAGUGUCUGACCCAGUCCAACCAGAUGUUUCUGUGACUCAACGGUGUACAGUACUCUCUGAGACCUGUACAGGAGAACACAGUGUGUACUGGUUCAGAGCUGGAUCAGGAGACUCCCAUCCAGGAGUCAUUUACACCCCUGGGAACAGGAGAGAUGGGUGUAAGAAGAACCCUGAGACUCCAUCUCCAACACAAAGCUGUGUCUACAGCCUCUCCAAGAACAACCUCAGUCUCUCUGAUGCUGGGACUUACUACUGUGCUGUGGUCACAUGCGGGGAGAUCCUGUUUGGUGAAGGAACAAAACUUAACAUCAUUAAAGGAAGCACAGUGGAUCCCAUUGUCCUCAGCUUGGGAGCAGCAGUGGCCUUGUGUGUGAUUGUCAUUUUUAUUCUUGCUUGUACCAAAAACAAGAGACAAACAUGUUAUCAUUGUAAAGCAAGUGUCUCUCAGCAUAUUCACCAUGAUGAUAACCUCUCAUCGGAGCAGUCAAGUGUGCCAAAGACAUCUCUGUUAAAUUACCCUGCAUUGCAUUUCUCUGAGAAGAAAACUAAAAGAGGAAGAAAGAAGAGAGAGACACCACAGGAGAGUGUGUACUCUGAUGUCAGGUACUCGAACUGGGACUGA